GCUUGAGGCUUGAAUAUCAAUGUCUGUACUUUCACUUCCCGUUGAUGCAGAGAAGUGGCUUUGCUCGUCGAAGCAGGCUUUGUUAACAAAAAUAGACAAAAGACAAGCAAGCAGGGAUAGGUAUAAUGUCUCCGUUGAAGCAAGAGGACAUUACAAGUAGUAAAGAUACAAGCAGGGAUAGGCUUUUACAGAACUUUCAGGACCAAAAUUUAAAAAUUGAAAUUGCUAGUUACAUGUUUUUAUUGGGGGGUUUAACAUUAGCUACAUGCUUAGAAGCAAUAUUUAUCUAACACUGUAUUUUAGGCAUGUUAGUUACGCCGAGAAAAGGGUGUGUUCGUUUUGUCCACUAUAAAUAUUUUAUUCAUCUUUCUGUUAAAAAAAAUUUCGACAAGGAUCCAUUUUUUUCAUUAACAGCUGUUGUAGAAGAAAACAUAUAUUAUGUUUGUUGUUUACCUGUUAAAGAGUUCCUUUUUCCCAAGUCUAAUUUCAAGUUCAAAUUUUGUGAAUAGGAAAAGCAAACUUAAGUUUUCCAACCACUGAGUGGGUUCUCCCUGCUUGACCGAAAUAGUCAGGACCCAAAAAAAUGUAAAGAAUAAUUAUAAUCCAUUGUUAAACCACUAAUUAAAAAUGAAGUUUAUAUACUAGUAGUUAAUUGACAUACCUUAAGAUACAGUCCUUUCCCUUCUCUUUUCUUUUUUAAAUACCUUUGGAUAUUGAACAGUUUGGUGCUUUCUAUUUUUAGCUAGAUGGAUCCAUUCCAAUCGUUCUUAGGCUUCUACCUAGUAGUGUUUCUAACAGACAAUUUCACAAGCAAAUAGAAACAAAAGUACCUGGUCUUCAGCCCAAAAGCCUCUCAGAUAAAUGGUGCAUGUCAUUACAUGUGUCACCCAGAUGAUUAAUUGAGCCACUAUAUAUAUAUAUGCCCCCCACAAUCAUGAAUUACAUUUCAUAUUAAGUACUACUUGUCAAAUAACCUGUUUUUUCAAGACCAAAACAGGGGAACCAAAAAUGAAUCAAUCCCAAUCCCAGAAUAUGAGCCAUCAAGCUGGCCAAGCCGCGGGACAAGCUCAGGAAAAGGCAAGCAGCAUGAUGGACAGUGCAAGGAAUGCUGCUCAAUCUGGCAAAGAAUCCUGCCAAGAGGCUGGGCAGCAAAUGCAGGAAAAGGCACGAGGGGCUGCUGAUUCUGCCAAGAGCGCAAUUGGGGCUCAGAAAUGAAUAUAUUGGAGAGCUCUCUAAGUGGCAUUCAAUAUUCAUGUUUUUCAAUAUUUGGUUUUUGGGCU
Cajanus cajan (pigeon pea) is the source of this 1280-nucleotide messenger RNA. The record is from RefSeq and is a predicted model, not a curated record. Lineage: Eukaryota; Viridiplantae; Streptophyta; Magnoliopsida; Fabales; Fabaceae.